Macroventuria anomochaeta is the source of this 1305-nucleotide messenger RNA. RefSeq lists its product as uncharacterized. Bases 1 to 1305 code for a protein of 434 amino acids. Gene Ontology annotation, biological process: positive regulation of proteasomal ubiquitin-dependent protein catabolic process; ubiquitin-dependent protein catabolic process; protein polyubiquitination. Gene Ontology annotation, molecular function: zinc ion binding; ubiquitin conjugating enzyme binding; ubiquitin protein ligase activity. The record is from RefSeq and is a predicted model, not a curated record. Lineage: Eukaryota; Fungi; Ascomycota; Dothideomycetes; Pleosporales; Didymellaceae. The transcript has 3 exons. Gene Ontology annotation, cellular component: ubiquitin ligase complex; cytoplasm.
AUGUCUGCCGGUCGAGCUGGGUCGGCUCACAACCCGAUCUUUCUGGAAGACACACGACCACCUCAGGAGGCAGUCGCACAUCCAACGAAUAACAAAAAGAAGGCCGCCACCAAACCGGUCCGUGAUUCCAGCGGGCGCUUCAUCAAAUCGGAGACCUCCACGAAGCCGAAGCCAGACCGCAAAAAGGUCAUCAAAGUCGCAGCGCCGCCCAAGCUGAAGAAGCAGGCGCGACCGGAGAAGACGGAGUGCAUCAUCUGCGCUAUCACCAAGAAUACGAAGCGCAACUUCAAGGCUUCUAAUGACGAGGGCACCUGCGAACACUUCGAGAGUGUAUGCGACCUAUGCGUCCAGAAGCAGAUCAAGACCAAGAUUACGGCGCGCCAGCUCACUGAUGCACAUCUCCCCUGCAUGUUCCCAAGUUGUGAUGUAGUGCUUGACCACACGGCGUUGAAGAAGGUCAUGUCAAAGGCCCUCUUCGAGACUUGGGAUACAGCGGUCACCAAGCACCUCCUUGCCGCCGAUCCAUCGUACAUCGCCUGCCUUAAUCCAAAGUGCGACACCUACUUCUCCGCUGAAGACUGUAACAGUAAGCACAAGGCUUCCAGCAGCAAGUCAAAGUCAAAGUCCAAGUCCAAGCAAAAGGAGAAUGUCAAUAAGGCAGCCUGCCCAUACUGCGACCACGAGCUCUGCCUAUCCUGCAACCGCCCAUGGCACUCCGGCUCCUGCAACAGCGCGAAAAGGCUCGAAGACAAGCAGUCAGAGAACACGAUCAAGAAGCUCGGCGCAAAGCCAUGCCCCAAGUGCUAUGUUAACAUCGAGAAGCAGGGCGGUUGCGACCACAUGAACUGCCAACGCUGUCGCCACAACUUCUGCUGGGAGUGUCUCGGUCCGUAUAAUGGCAACAAUAACAACCACGCCGAGACCUGCUCGCACCGCCGUCCCAUGAUCGCGCACGACAUCGGCAACUUCGUCGACGAGAACCUGACCGUCGCCCAGGUCAAUCAGCUCAUCGAGCGGGCGCGUCGAGACCGUGAGGCUGGCCGUGUACCACAGCCGAACUUGCAGCUUGCUCCGGGCGUGCAGCUUGUCAACGGCGCGGCGGUUCUUCCUCCUCCUCCUCCGCCACCGCCAAGACUUCCUCCGCCAUCGAUGCUUCCUGCAGUCGCCGCAGGUGCUCUUCUUCGACAUUUGAACGAGCUGCCUGUUCCACCACCACCGGGUCUGCCUUUCCAUGACAUACCUGGUCUUCUCCAGCGCAUGAACGAGGUGAUGGGAUUCUUCGGCAGGGGAGGUCCGGCACAGUAG